Messenger RNA from Aethina tumida (small hive beetle), 2576 nucleotides. Its product is annotated as cleavage and polyadenylation specificity factor subunit 6-like. Gene Ontology annotation, cellular component: mRNA cleavage and polyadenylation specificity factor complex. The transcript has 9 exons. Gene Ontology annotation, biological process: mRNA alternative polyadenylation. The record is from RefSeq and is a predicted model, not a curated record. Lineage: Eukaryota; Metazoa; Arthropoda; Insecta; Coleoptera; Nitidulidae. Gene Ontology annotation, molecular function: mRNA binding. Bases 92 to 2104 code for a protein of 670 amino acids.
GGUAGAGUUAGUUCAGUGUUGAAUUGAUCUAGUCGCGUGGCGCCACCUCAAGCGUACGUUCCGCCAUCGCUGAAGAGUCGCGUCGCUAAUAAUGGCGGACAACGACAUAGAUUUAUACGCGGACGAUAUUGACCAAGAUUUUGCACAAGAUGAUUUUAGCGGGGAUAACGUAGACUUGUACGAUGAUGUUAUUGCGGCACCUCCUGUCCCCGACAAUUCGGAUAAUUCCGACACAAACCAUCAGUCUUCUGCUACCGCCGAAGACACUAAUGGCAACUCUUUUGCCUCGCAGGGCAAUAACAUUUCGAACAACUCAACCGGCCGCAGACAUCAGCUCUAUGUUGGGAAUUUGACAUGGUGGACAACGGAUCAGGACAUAGCGAACGCCGUCCACGACAUCGGCGUGAACGACUUCCACGAGGUAAAGUUCUUCGAGCACCGCGCCAACGGCCAAUCGAAGGGUUUCUGCGUCAUCUCGAUGGGAUCAGAGAGCAGCAUGCGUCUCUGCAUGGACCUACUGCCGAAUAAGGAGAUCAACGGACAGUCGCCAUCCGUAACGCUGCCCACCAAACAGGCCCUGAGCAAUUUCGAAAGUCAGUCGAAAACACGUCCGUCACCCACCAACAACUCUAACUCACGACCCCAACACCCCAACCACGGUAACAAUUCCAUUCAUCCAGGUAUGGGACCGCCAGGUGGACCGAGGAUGCAGGGACCUCCAGGCUUUGGCGGCGGCCCGCCGCAAAUGCACCAUCACCACCACAACCAUCAUCAGGGCGGACAGAUAGGUGGCCCGCGUUUCCAAGGCCAACCGGGCCAGUGGAACGGCCCGCCCAGACCCAACGGACCACCGGGUGGACCGAACAUGGGACCGAUGAGGCCGGGCGGACCGCCGCCAGGACCACAGGGACCGCCCAGACCUCCCAUGUACCAGGGUCCUCCACAGGGACAGGUGCCGCCCAGAAAUAUGCCCCAAGGCCAAGUACCUCCUCCCGGAGGUAUGAGACCCGAUUGGAGCAGACCGCCAAUGCAACAGGGCUUCCCGCCUCAGGGACCGCCACAUCACAUGCAGGGCGGCCCGCCGGGCAACAUGGGUGGCCCGCGAGGUCCCCCGCCGAUGGGCGGACCGCCGCCGCAAGGCCCUCCCCAAGGGCCUCCAGCUCCUCAUGUCAAUCCGGCGUUCUUCCAGCAAGGAGGUGGACCUCCGCCGCCGCUGCAACACCACGGGAUGCAAGGACCGGGACCAGAAGCCUGUUUUUCAGUAAUGCCACCACAGGGUCCUCCACAAGGUCCUCCACACGGACCACCCCACGGUCCACCGAUGAACAAUUUGCCACCUCACGGUCCACCACAUGGUUAUCCACCUCAGGGAUUACAACCACCUUAUGGUGGUCCUCCGCCAGAUCACAGAAACGAUAUGCCACAGCUGUCUGAACAGGAAUUUGAAGACAUUAUGUCACGAAAUAGAACGGUUUCAUCAUCAGCUAUAGCAAGGGCAGUGUCUGACGCCGCCGCGGGCGAAUAUGCGAGUGCCAUCGAAACUUUAGUGACGGCGAUCUCGCUGAUAAAGCAGUCAAAGGUGGCUAACGACGACCGUUGCAAAAUUUUGAUUAGUUCGUUGCAAGAUACGUUACGCGGUGUCGAAGACAAAAGUUACAGCUCGGGCAGAAGGGAUAGGUCUAGGUCGAGGGAUCGGCCGCACCGGAGGCGGCGGGACAGAUCCAGCUCCAGAUAUAGGGACAGAAGUAGAGACAGAGAACGUGAUAGGGACAGGGAUCGUGAUCGUGACCGCUACUACACCGACAGUUACAGGGAACGCGACAGAGAACGGGACAGAUCACGUAGUAGAGGCGACAGACAGGACCGUGACAGAGAACGCGAUUACAGAGAACGGCAGCCCGACGAAGAUUCCAGAGUAUCCAGAUCGAGAAACAAGUCGCCAUCGGACGUUGACGGUGGCGGCGGUGGCGGCGGUGGCGGUGAUGCCCCCUCGAAGUCUAGGUACUAUGACGAUCGCUACCGAGAAAGGGAGUCGGGACGCCGGGAAAGCGAUCGAGAUCGCGAUCGGGAACGCAGAGAAGAUGCACACCGAUCACGGCAUUAAUCCAUUUGCGAUCAACUCGCCCUAAACUUUCUUAAUGUUUUAUUAGUGCAUCAAACGUGUACUACAAUGUACAAGGACGUUAAAUGGAAGAAAUUAAUAAUUUGAGGGAUAUUUAACAAAGAAAUAAAAAUAGAACAAUGGAAAAUAUAAAAUCUUAUUUAUGAGUCUCAUUUUACACAUUUCUAGUUGUCGUGUAUGUUAAUAUUGUGUACAUAUAUCAAAAGCAAUAUAUAUUAUUUAUGAUAAUAUUCCUUUAAUUAUUAAUCAUUCUAAAUAAAAAUGCUUUGUACAUUUUAUUUGUAGGUUUAAACCUUUGUAUUUAGAUUCGAAUUAUUUCAUUGUAAUCUAUUUGUAAUUACUGUUUCGGUUCAUUAUAACUUUGAUUUUAAUUGAUGUGCUUCAGGAAGAAAGAAGAUAUUUCCAGGAGAUAAAGAAGAUUGUAUGUUUGAGAUAAAAAAAUGUUCAGACUAAA